AUGCUGCAGUGUCUCCGUGGGAAGACUCUCCCCCUAACCGUGCAGUUAUUGAAGAUCUCCCCGGUAUGCAGACGAUGUUUCUUCUCUCCAGUGGCGGUCAGACUCUACCACAGGCCUCCAACCUCCAGGCCGGUCCCGAUGUUGACUCUCUCUGCCUUCAAUCUCAGCGGGAGGCUCGGCCUUCACACAUCCAGCCAGAGGGACAGGGAAGUCAGGGAAAGCGUUCUCAUCACCACCGUGCAGCGUCACUGGCAAGAAAUGAAGAAGACCCCAAAACCGGCGUUCGUUCUGGGGGUCGCCGGGGCCGUGCCCUUCGUGGCCCCGCCCCUCGCCAUGUGCUUCAUGCACGUCUACUACCCGGGACUGGCCACAGCACAGGUCCUCUACGGGGCAUGCAUCCUCUCCUUCCUCGGGGGGGUUCGCUGGGGUUACACCCUGCCGGACGCCGGCCCCCACCGGCCCAACUGGGCUAACCUGGUGACCGGCGCCGUGAUCCCGUCCAUGGCGUUCAUGAGCCUGCUGCUGAUGGAUAGUAUACACACGGCCGUGAUGGGGCUGGGGAUGGGAUUCGGCAUCGCUAUGGCGGUGGACGUUCUGGGGGCGAAGGAUCUAGACUUGGCCCCUUUAGGGCCCCUCUGGUAUAAGUGGCUGAGAAGUCUGCUAACGGUCAUUGUUCUGGCGUCCUUAUUGACCACGCUGAGAUGUGCGAGCCGCUAUCCCGAAACGCGGCCAAUCAGAACGCAGCAACGAAAAAACUGGAGAUGA
Messenger RNA from Nanorana parkeri, 765 nucleotides. RefSeq names its product transmembrane protein 69 (gene TMEM69). NCBI's taxonomy places the organism in Eukaryota, Metazoa, Chordata, Amphibia, Anura, Dicroglossidae. The transcript has 2 exons. The record is from RefSeq and is a predicted model, not a curated record. Bases 1 to 765 code for a protein of 254 amino acids.